AUGCCGCGGCCGGGGAAGAGCUCGUACAGCGACCAAAAGCCGCCCUACUCGUACAUCUCGCUGACCGCCAUGGCCAUCCAGCACUCCGCCGAGAAGAUGCUGCCGCUGAGCGACAUCUACAAGUUCAUCAUGGAGCGCUUCCCCUACUACCGCGAGCACACGCAGCGUUGGCAGAACAGCCUGCGCCACAACCUCUCCUUCAACGACUGCUUCAUCAAGAUCCCGCGGCGGCCGGACCAGCCCGGCAAGGGCAGCUUCUGGGCGCUGCAUCCCGACUGCGGCGACAUGUUCGAGAACGGCAGCUUCCUGCGGCGCCGAAAGCGCUUCAAGGUGCUGCGCGCCGAACACACUCACCUGCACGCGGGAAGCACCAAGGGCGCGCCGGGCGCCGGGGCCGGAGGGCACCUUCACCCGCACCACCCGCACCACCCGCACCACCACCACCACCACCACCACCACCACGCGGCCGCGCACCACCACCAUCACCACCACCCGCCCCAGCCGCCGCCCCCGCCGCCGCCGCACAUGGUGCAUUACUUCCAUCAGCAGCCGCCUCCAGCCCCGCAGCCGCCGCCGCACCUCUCGUCGCAGCCCGCGCAGCAGCCGCCCCAGCAGUCGCAGCCCCAGCCGCCGUCCCACCCGGGCAAGAUGCAGGAGGCGGCGGCGGUGGCGGCGGCCGCGGCCGCGUCCACGUCGGGCUUCAAGCACCCGUUCGCCAUCGAGAACAUCAUCAGCCGGGACUACAAGGGCGUGCUGCAGGCCGGCGGGCUGCCCUUGGCGUCGGUCAUGCACCACCUGGGGUACCCCGUGCCGGGUCAGCUCGGCAACGUCGUCAGCUCCGUGUGGCCGCACGUGGGCGUCAUGGAUUCGGUGGCCGCGGCCGCCGCCGCCGCCGCCGCCGCGGGGGUCCCCGUGGGCCCGGAGUACGGGGCCUUCGGGGUGCCGGUCAAGGCCCUGUGCCAUUCGGCAAGCCAGAGCCUGCCUGCCGUGCCGGUGCCCAUCAAGCCCACCCCCUCGCUGCCGCCGGUGGCCGCGCUGCCUCCGACGCUCACUGUCCCCGCGGCCGCGCAGCAGCCGCCGGCGCCGUCCACCGUGUGCCCCGCGGCUGCGGCCUCUCCCGCUGCCUCCCUGCUGGAGCCCACGGCCCCGAGUGCGGCAGAGAGCAAGGGCAGCUCCCUGCACUCGGUGCUGGUGCACUCCUAG
Messenger RNA from Panthera uncia (snow leopard), 1203 nucleotides. RefSeq names its product forkhead box protein B2. Lineage: Eukaryota; Metazoa; Chordata; Mammalia; Carnivora; Felidae. Gene Ontology annotation, biological process: anatomical structure morphogenesis; regulation of transcription by RNA polymerase II; cell differentiation. The record is from RefSeq and is a predicted model, not a curated record. Gene Ontology annotation, molecular function: DNA-binding transcription factor activity, RNA polymerase II-specific; RNA polymerase II cis-regulatory region sequence-specific DNA binding. Bases 1 to 1203 code for a protein of 400 amino acids. The transcript has a single exon.